Messenger RNA from Penicillium taxi, 945 nucleotides. RefSeq lists its product as uncharacterized. Lineage: Eukaryota; Fungi; Ascomycota; Eurotiomycetes; Eurotiales; Aspergillaceae. Bases 1 to 945 code for a protein of 314 amino acids. The transcript has a single exon. The record is from RefSeq and is a predicted model, not a curated record.
AUGCCGCGCAUGCAACUCGGCCCCGAACUUGACUACAAUAAGGAAAUUGAUGAAUUUACAGGACAUCUUCUUCAAGCCCGCUUGGCGAACUUUUGGAAGGCCAUAUACGCUGGCUGCUGCCAUUUUCAAUAUGACGUUGUCGCAGCUGAGGAACGAUACGAAAAGUUUUGCCAUGAAUACCUCACCAUAAUACCAUCUGCUUUCGCGCUACAGCCCGACACUCAAUACGAUAAGCGUAUCUCGACACUCCCGAAACAAAGAGAAAUCUUCCAUAUUUCCAUACUUGAGUCUCUUUGCUACAACUUCUGGCCAGUGCUUAUGCAAAAGCUAAGCCACAUACGACCCUUCCCCAAAUAUAAGCAGGUCUUGCUACUAUCUCAGCAAAAGGCCCUUGCAAUUGCCGCGUUAUAUACUCUCAAGAGCACUUCCUCCCUUUAUGCUUUAAUGGGCAACUCCUAUACUCGCCUUGUACACAUUAUUCGACCGACUUUUGAAGCUGCAGUGCUCCUUGUGUACCUUUCCAUGGACCCAAGUCUGUUUAUGGGAGAUGGAAAUCAGCACUCCAGCCCAUCAAGGUUGGAUCCCCUGAGUGAUAGUAUGAUAGAUCUUAAGGAAGACCAGUGCACGAUCGCCAUUCAAAAGGCCAUCCACUGCUUGCAAACGCUGGCAGAUUUUAGUCACAUGGCUGAGAUAGUUUCACGGUCUCUCAUGCAACUUCUUCAAAAAACAACAAAGCAGCCUAGUACAGCUCUGAGAUUGGAAAAUAACGGACUAUCACAAGCAAAUGAAGCUUCAGGGAAUCCGCCAUCGCUGAAUUUUACUAAUUCAGACUCAAUAAAUUUGCCUGAUAUCACCAUGAUUGCUGCAUUUGAUCAUCCUGAUUUGAACUGGGAAGCAUCGACGCCUGAACUCGGGAACCUUUUAUCAGGUGAAUUCGAUCUCUGA